AAUGUAACGUUAACCUGCUUUAAACCUCCGGUUGACUUUGUCCGUGAGGACGUUGUACACAUGCGCAAUGUGUCGCGAGCGCUCAUUUAUUGGCGCCAGCGCCAACUGGAGAUAAGUUUAACCAGAGCUCGGAACCGAGGCGCUAAGCUGCUCUCAGUCGCCAUAACUCGUCUCUACACGUCUCCACCUUUCCCUCACACCUCUGUCCAGACAAGAAGCGGCCACAAACAUGUCCAGACGAAGUGUUCGGCUGCAGAAAUCUGAAAAUGUUCCAGGCCACAGGGGCAAACAAAGCAACAGAAAAAGAGUCCCGCCCCUGUCCAAGCUGCAGUGUGAGGAGAACCAGCUGGUUCCCGACGCCGUCGCCGAGCCGUCCUCUCUCACCGAGGCGGCUGAGAAGCGAGUGAGGAGCGUCCGUGGUGACGCCGCCCCCCCCUCCACAGAGUCUCCACUGCACCCGUCGCCUCUGCCUCAUCUCGGGUGGGGAUCUCCUGCAGACGUGUGGGACAAGAUGGGCGUCAAGGAGCAGAGCUACAGGCACAGCAAGAGCUUCAUGCGGAGGCAUCCCGCGCUACGACCCCGGAUGAGAUCGGUUCUCCUCGACUGGUUGAUUGAGGUGAGCGAGGCCUACACCCUCCACCGGCAGACGUUCUACCUGGCCCAGGACUACUUUGACCGCUUCAUGCUGACGCAGGACAACGUGGAGAAGGGCCUGCUGCAGCUCAUCGGGAUCACGUGUCUCUUCAUCGCGUCAAAGAUGGAGGAGGCCAGUCCUCCGAAGCUCUCCCAGAUGGCCUCUGUGACGGCAGGGACCUACUACGAAGAGGAGAUCCUUCAGAUGGAGUUAAUCAUUUUGAAGGCGCUGAGCUGGAACCUCUGUCCCGAGACGAGCGUCUCGUGGCUGAAGCUUUACUUCCAGGUGGCGUCGAUGAGCGCCGGCUCCGACCUGCUGCAGCCGCAGUUCCCACAGGGCGCUUACGUGGAAAUGACGCGGCUGUUGGACCUGUGUAUCCUCCACAUAAACGCUCUGGACUUUGAGUAUAGGGUGCUGGCCGCCUCCGUCCUGAGCCACUUCACUCAAAGGGAAACGUCUGAGAGAGUUUCAGGUCUGCCGCGCGACGCCCUCCAGCGGUGCGUGGACUGGAUGGCGCCCUUCGUGGAGUCGGUGAACGGGUUCGGCGGAGCGCCGCUCAAGGAUUUCGUCGGCGUGAAGGAAGAAGACCGACACGACGUCCAGACGCACACGGACUACAUGAGCAUGCUGGACGCCGGUCAAGAGGAACACAGCCGGUUCCUCACGCCUCCCAACAGCACGGAGAAAAGCUGCACGCGCUGACGAAGAGGAAGACCGGGGCGCUGCGAAGAGGACGCGGGAAGUGAAGGUCCACGGAGACCGGGUCAACCGGGACUAACGGACCGACCGCUUUACCGGGAACACGGAGUCUGGAUGGUUAUUUAUUUCAAGCCUGCUGACGUGAACUGUUCCACCGUUACAUCACAGGAGGAUAUUUAAGAUUUUUACAUUUUGACCAAAGCUGUUUUUUCUUUAGGUGCUUUAAAAAAAAAAAAAUCUUCAGAAAAGGAGGAAAAAAAGUGCAUUUUAAUUCUAAGAAAUGUUAGAUUACUGAAAGUGAUGUGCAAUCGUUUACUCUUCUAGCAUAUGAAAUAUGUUUCUAGCCGACAGAUUCAAAAACCUGGUCUUCAUCAGGGCUGAGGGGAUUCUGCAGAGCAUUGAUCGUGUUAAUGAUCACAAGUAUACAAGACAAACUGUAUUUAUUUUCUACAACAAAAUAAAAAAUAUACACCCCA
Pseudoliparis swirei is the source of this 1809-nucleotide messenger RNA. Its product is annotated as G1/S-specific cyclin-E2-like. Gene Ontology annotation, biological process: G1/S transition of mitotic cell cycle; regulation of cyclin-dependent protein serine/threonine kinase activity. NCBI's taxonomy places the organism in Eukaryota, Metazoa, Chordata, Actinopteri, Perciformes, Liparidae. Gene Ontology annotation, cellular component: cyclin E1-CDK2 complex; nucleus; centrosome. The transcript is spliced from 12 exons. The record is from RefSeq and is a predicted model, not a curated record. Gene Ontology annotation, molecular function: cyclin-dependent protein serine/threonine kinase regulator activity. Bases 230 to 1336 code for a protein of 368 amino acids.